AUGGCGCUGGUGCUGAUUUGCGGCCAGCCGUGCAGCGGCAAGUCCACAGUAGCGAGGCAGCUUGUAGCGGCUCUCGAGGCUGCUAUUAACGAGCAGCAGAAUAGCACUCCCGGCGAUAGAAGAUUAAGUGUGGUCCUCCUAGGCGAGGAGCAGCUUCACAUAGGCCGAGACGACGGGUACCAAAAUAUGGUGGCUGAGAAGAAUCUGCGAGGAUCUCUGCGUUCUGAAGUGGAUCGCGCGGUCGGCAAGGAUCGAAUCGUGAUCGUUGAUUCGCUGAACGCCAUCAAGGGCUACCGAUACGAGCUGUGGUGCCUGGCUCGUGCUGCUGCCACCAAAUACUGCGUGGUGAGUGUGAAUGGUGAGUGUGAAUGGUGCAUUGUGACGUGGCGGCAGAGACGGCAAGGGAGUGGAAUGACAGGCGCAGAGAGGGAGGGGAACCCUGCUACGCUCCCCACGUGUGAGUGCGAGAUGAGUUUGUUUGGGAAACUCCCUCUGAUCCUCCUCCCCCCACAUUUCCUUUUCCACCCACUCUUGCCUCUUCCCCCACUCCAUCUCUCUCCCCUCCUCCCCCACUCCAUGUAUCUCCCCUCCCCCACUCCAUACCUCUCCCCUCUUCCAUGCCAUCCCUCUCCCCUCCUCACCAUUCCAUCUCUCUGCCUGCCAUUCAGCUUGGAGGAUCUGCUGGGUCGAUUUGAGAGGCCGGUGGGCCGCAAUCGCUGGGACUCGCCCCUCUUUGAACUUCAUACUGCCACCGAGCAAGCAGCAGAGGAGGCAGAGCGGGUUAUAGGCGAGGUGGUGGCACUGCUGGUGGGAGGAAGCGGAGCAGCGAACGGACAGGGGCGAGCAGGCAGGGCUCUGCAACCUACUGUUGCCACUCAAACAGCUACAGCGUCAGAUGCCAAUGUGCUGUAUGAGAUGGACCGGGCCACAAAGGUGGAGGUUCCCACAUGGGCUGACAUCGUCAAGACAGGAACCUACAAGGAACUUGCGCCCUAUGAUCCCGAUUGGUACUACAUCCGCGCUGCCUCCAUGGCUCGCAAGGUGUACCUGAAGCCUGGCGUUGGAGUCGGUGCCUUCAAGAAGAUCUACGGCGGGCCGAAGAACAACGGGUCGCGGCCGUCGCACUUCUGCAGGAGCAGCGGGUCCAUCGCCCGGCACGUGCUGCAGCAGCUCGAGUCCAUCGGCAUCGUCGAGCAGGACACCAACGGUGGGCGUCGCAUCACCUCCGACGGGCAGCGUGAUCUUGACCGCAUUGCUGGACGGGCUGCUGCUGCCGCUGUGGAAGGUGCUGAGGAGGAAGAGUAA
This is a messenger RNA of Closterium sp. Naga37s-1, 1305 nucleotides long. Lineage: Eukaryota; Viridiplantae; Streptophyta; Zygnematophyceae; Desmidiales; Closteriaceae. The record is from the annotation of a GenBank genome assembly.